Staurois parvus is the source of this 416-nucleotide messenger RNA. The record is from the annotation of a GenBank genome assembly. NCBI's taxonomy places the organism in Eukaryota, Metazoa, Chordata, Amphibia, Anura, Ranidae.
GAUUGUAUACACCUGUGUCCAUGGAGGGGAUUGGAAACACCUGAAUCACAUGAUAUGGAGGGGAUUGGAACACGAUGAAUCACAUGAUAUGGAGGGGAUUGAAACAUCUGAAAUCACAUGAUAUGGAGGGGAUUGGAACACCUGAAUCAACAUGAUAUGGAGGGGAUUGGAACACCUGAAUCACAUGAUAUGGAGGGGAUUGGGAACACCUGAAUCACAUGAUAUGGAGGGGAUUGGAACACCUGAAUCACAUGAUAUGGAGGGAUUGGAAACACCUGAAUCACAUGAUAUGGAGGGGAUUGGAACACCUGAAUCACAUGGGGGGGAUUAUGGAGGGGAUUGGAACAUCUGAAUCACAUGAUAUGGGGGGGGGGGGGGCAAUACUUUGGGCCAUAUAGUGUAUAUACAGUGAAGAA